AUGAGCUCACAAUGCCUGAAAAAGGUCAAGAGCCAAGGUAUGGAGGAGAAAAUGUCUGAAGCAAUUGACGGGACAAUGAAUACUUCGGAGGAUAAUCUCAACGAUAGCCUCAACGAUGUGUUAGACCCUGACCAUACAUCAACCAACGGUGAGAUAACGGACUUAGAUCACUUACGUAAGAAGGCAAAAUUGGCGCACGCUCCAUCCUCAUCUUUUGAAGCAUCUUCGAACAACACCGACAGCGCGGACUCAAAUACAUUGAACAGCAGCAUCUAUUCAAAUGAUUAUAAUGCAGCCAAUAUCUUGCAGUCCUCAAAAUCACGCAUAUGCCCGGAGAAACUCUCAUCCGGACGUCAAAGCACCACUGCACCAGAGGAGUAUCUUGCGAAAACGGUCCACAGCAUCUCAGAAUAUGGGGCCUCUAGCGAUGAACUACUAAGCCCUCCUGCAUCAGAAACCUUUCACGCCAAAUAUCGCAAAUCCAGUCCGGACCUCAUGACCCUCCAUAUGUUCACUGGAAAGAUGAAUGGGAAGACCCCAAUCUAUGUGCCUGUGUACAAGCGGAACAAUUUCGGCAAGCUAUUGAAGCUGAUGGAGAAUUGGUCCGGGCAUUGGGUGUAUAUGGAGCUGAAGAAGUUGACGGAGGAGGAGCUUGACGCAGGAUUGAAGAUCUUGGAGAAGCCUAAGGCCGAGGUGGUCUUGCAGAGUUCAGAGCCUAAGAAAGCAGUGGGCCGUCGCAAGCUGGCAGAUUUUGGCCUUCGAGAGACGAAAUCGAAUGGCGGCCGGGAUUGGCUUUGA
Messenger RNA from Letharia columbiana, 798 nucleotides. RefSeq lists its product as uncharacterized. The transcript has a single exon. NCBI's taxonomy places the organism in Eukaryota, Fungi, Ascomycota, Lecanoromycetes, Lecanorales, Parmeliaceae. Bases 1 to 798 code for a protein of 265 amino acids. The record is from RefSeq and is a predicted model, not a curated record.